AUGGACAUCGACGAGACACCAUCACUAACUUCAUCGCCUGAUCUAUCUUCCAACGGAUCCGAAAAGGACGAGCUAUUCGACGCAUGGUCUUUCCCAACCUCACAUGUUGCACCAUCAACCUAUUCCGACGUCUUCGAAGAUGACCUCUUCCGCAUGGCGAACGGAUCCUUUGGCCAAGCAUUCCCUUCCAUACCACCACCACCACUCUCAGAACCUUCCACUGCAAUGGAUUCAGUACCUGACUGUCCUCCCUUCAACAACAACAACAACAACAACAACAACAACAACAACAACACCGACACAAUCAUCCCACCCGAGCCUUCCGCCCCAGCGCCACUCAUGUCCCGCACCUCCUCAACGGGCACCACCGCAUCAACAACGACCAGCAUCGUCUCCUCCCACGCCGCCGACGCUCUCCGCGACGAACUCGCCAAUCUCAGCGUCUUCGCCGCCAGCAUGUCCCGGAAAUUCGACGCCAUCGUUCGCUCAAGAAUGCAAUACCGAGACGUAUACAGCGAAUUCGGCGUUCCUCUGGAAGAAUUUGAGGCGACGACGGAAGGGGGAGGAGGAGGAGGAGGAGUCGCGACGCCUGAUUUGAGUGAGUUGGGCAUGUCGUAUUGUAUUUCGGAAUUGAGGCGGAGGUUGAAGUGGUUGGAGCAGGACGUGGAGAAUAUGAUUGUGGCUGGGGGAUAG
This is a messenger RNA of Lecanosticta acicola, 693 nucleotides long. Lineage: Eukaryota; Fungi; Ascomycota; Dothideomycetes; Mycosphaerellales; Mycosphaerellaceae. The record is from the annotation of a GenBank genome assembly.